Molecule: messenger RNA, 945 nt
Organism: Erinaceus europaeus (western European hedgehog)
Lineage: Eukaryota; Metazoa; Chordata; Mammalia; Eulipotyphla; Erinaceidae
Product: olfactory receptor 5AN6-like
Exons: 1
Coding region: 1-945 (314 amino acids)
Biological process (GO): G protein-coupled receptor signaling pathway; sensory perception of smell
Cellular component (GO): membrane
Molecular function (GO): olfactory receptor activity; G protein-coupled receptor activity; odorant binding
Source: RefSeq, a predicted model, not a curated record
AUGAAUAAAGGAAGAAACAAUACUCAAGUUGCCACUUUUAUCCUGUUGGGAUUCUCUGACUUUCCAAGGAUUAUAGUCAUCCUAUUUUCAAUAUUUCUAAUCAUCUAUGUCUUCACAGUGUUCUGGAACAUGGGCCUCUUCACCCUAAUCAAGAUGGACUCUUACUUGCAUACACCCAUGUACUUCUUCAUCAAUAAACUCGCCUUCUUAGAUUUUUGUUAUGUUUCCUCCACAGCUCCUAAGAUGCUCUCAGAUUUCUUCAAGAAACAGAAAUCCAUCUCCUUUAUGGGAUGUGCCAUGCAAUACUUCUUCUUCUCUGGCCUGGCUCUGACUGAAUGCUGUCUCCUGGCUGCCAUGGCUUAUGAUCGCUAUGCUGCCAUUUGCAAUCCUCUGCUUUACACAGCCAUCAUGUCGCCCACUCUCUGUGUGAAGAUGACAGUAGGAUCAUGUAUAACUGGAUUCUGUGGUGCAUUUAUUCAACUGUGUGGUUUACUUCAGCUUGAUUUCUGUGGACCCAAUAUCAUCAACCAUUUCUUCUGUGACUUGCCGCAACUAAUAAUCUUAUCAUGUUCAGACUCUUUUUUCUUACAAGUGAUAACGUCAGUACUCACAGUGAUAUUUGGACUCAUGUCUGUCCUGGUUAUCAUGAUAUCUUAUGGCUAUAUCGUUGGUACUAUUCUUAAGAUCACUUCUGCAGAAGGCAGGUCCAAAGCCUUUAAUACCUGUGCUUCUCACCUGACAGCAGUGAUCCUUUUCUUUGGUUCAGGCACUUUUGUCUAUUUGUGCCCUAAUUCUGAUGAUUCUCUGAGUCAAAAUAAGUUGGCUUCUAUUGUAUACACUGUGGUGAUUCCCAUGUUAAAUCCACUGAUCUAUAGCCUAAGGAACAAGGAAAUCAAAGAUGCUCUAAUCAGAUGGAAGAGGAGAAUAUUUUCCUGCAGUGAUUGA